Molecule: messenger RNA, 333 nt
Organism: Wallemia mellicola CBS 633.66
Lineage: Eukaryota; Fungi; Basidiomycota; Wallemiomycetes; Wallemiales; Wallemiaceae
Exons: 2
Coding region: 1-333 (110 amino acids)
Source: RefSeq, a predicted model, not a curated record
AUGACAGGCGGAAUCAGUAAAGUUGACCAACAAUGGGGAAAGACAGACAACCAACUCCCAGAUCACUCACACAGACAACCAGGCAAAGAGUAUGAAACUGGACAAGUAAACUCCCACUCAACGCUCGACUCAAACGACCAGCGCUCACUUAACGAGAAGUUGAAAGCUGCUUCACACUUGGAAAAGGAAGAGCAUAAGAAGGAGAAAGAAGCUGGUCCACCACCAACUGCACCAGCCGUAUUUCACGGUAAUGAACCAUCUAGAGGCGCAAAGGUUGAUGAAAAUCUUGGAAAAGAAGACGAAGCUGUUCUCAAGAAGAAGGGUCUCGCUUAA